AUGGAUGUAGCCAACUUUGAACAAUUUCUACAUGAGAGAAUAAAGGUCAGCGGCAAGACCAACAACUUUGGCAAUGAUCUGUCCAUAGAUAGACAGAAGAACAAGAUCACUGUUGUUUCAGACAUCCCGUUCUCCAAGAGGUAUUUGAAGUAUCUUACAAAGAAGUACCUCAAGAAGAACAACUUACGUGACUGGCUGCGAGUUGUAUCCUCAGCGCAGACCACUUAUGAGCUGCGGUACUUCCAGAUCAAUAAUGAAGAUGAAGAUGAGGAGGGAGAAGAUGAAUCUUGAUCAGAUUCAAAUUUGUAACUUUACAUGAAUGUCUUAAAUAAACAUGCCUGAAGCUUGUUCAA
Messenger RNA from Orbicella faveolata, 353 nucleotides. RefSeq names its product large ribosomal subunit protein eL22-like. Gene Ontology annotation, cellular component: ribosome. Gene Ontology annotation, molecular function: structural constituent of ribosome; RNA binding. The record is from RefSeq and is a predicted model, not a curated record. NCBI's taxonomy places the organism in Eukaryota, Metazoa, Cnidaria, Anthozoa, Scleractinia, Merulinidae. Gene Ontology annotation, biological process: cytoplasmic translation.